AUGAACGACAUCGUUUAUGAGAAGACCAUGGAGCAUGCAGGCAGAAAUCAGAUUCUGGUUUUCGUACAUUCCAGAAAGGAAACAGGGAAGACAGCUCGCGCCAUUAGGGACAUGUGCCUGGAGAAGGACACGCUCGGACAGUUCCUGAGGGAAGGUUCAGCGAGUAUGGAAGUGCUUCGCACUGAAGCGGAGCAGGUGAAGAAUCCGGAACUGCGCGAACUGCUGCCGUACGGUUUUGCCAUUCAUCACGCCGGCAUGAGCAGGGUGGACAGAACUCUAGUGGAGGAUCUGUUCGCGGAUAGGCAUAUACAGGUGUUAGUGUCGACCGCCACGUUGGCGUGGGGCGUGAACCUGCCCGCGCACACGGUGAUAGUGAAGGGCACGCAGGUGUACUCGCCGGAGAAGGGCCGCUGGAGCGAGCUGGGCGCGCUGGACGUGCUGCAGAUGAUGGGCCGCGCGGGCCGCCCGCAGUACGACACCAAGGGGGAAGGUAUCCUGAUAACGAACUACUCUGAGCUGCAGUACUACCUGUCGCUGCUGAACCAACAGUUGCCCAUUGAGUCCCAGCUGGUGGGCAAGUUGCCGGACAUGCUCAAUGCUGAGAUUGUGCUGGGCUCUAUCCAGAGCUUACGGGACGCUGUCACGUGGCUCGGUUACACAUACCUAUACAUAAGGAUGCUCCGCCAGCCGGCCCUGUACGGCAUAUCUCCUGAUAAGCUGCAGGACGAUCCGCUGCUGGAGUUGCAUCGAGCUGAUCUGAUACACACCGCCGCCUCGCUACUGGACAAGGCGGGGCUAAUAAAGUACGAACGCAAGUCCGGCCACUUCCAACCGACCGAGUUGGGACGUAUCGCGUCGCACUACUACUGCACGUACGAGACGAUGCAGCAGUACAAUCAGCUGCUGAGGCCGACCCUCGGCGAGAUCGAGCUGUUCCGUGUGUUCUCACUGUCGGGCGAGUUCCGGCACGUGGCCGUCAGGGAUGAGGAGAAGCUGGAGCUGCAGAAGCUCAUGGAGAGAGUACCCAUACCGAUAAAGGAGAGUAUAGAGGAGCCCUCGGCGAAGAUAAACGUCCUCCUGCAAGCGUACAUAUCGCAGCUGAAGCUGGAGGGCUUCGCCCUGAUGGCGGACAUGGUGUACGUGACCCAGUCCGCCUGCAGACUGCUCAGGGCGAUAUUCGAGAUUGUACUGCACAGGGGUUGGGCUCAGUUGGUCGACAAGACCCUGGCACUGUGCAAGAUGGUCGACAGACGUAUGUGGCAGUCGAUGUCGCCGCUCAGACAAUUCAGAAAAAUGCCGGAAGAGGUGAUAAAGAAGUUGGAGAAGAAGAACUUCCCGUGGGAGAAGCUGUACGAGCUGGGCCCGAACGAGAUAGGCGAGUUGGUGCGCGCGCCGAAGCUCGGCAAGAUGCUGCACCGGCACGUGCACCAGUUCCCGAAGCUGGAGCUCGCCACGCACAUCCAGCCCAUCACGCGCUCCACGCUCAGGGUCGAGCUCACCAUCACGCCGGACUUCCAGUGGGACGAGAAGGUUCACGGACAGUCGGAGGCGUUCUGGAUCCUGGUGGAGGACGUGGACUCGGAGGUGAUCCUCCACCACGAGUACUUCCUGCUGAAGGAGAAGUACUGCAAGGACGAGCAUCAGGUCAAACUGUUCGUGCCCGUGUUCGAGCCGUUGCCGCCACAAUACUUCCUCAGGGUCGUCUCUGACAGGUGGAUAGCGUCAGAGACCCAGUUGCCGGUGUCGUUCCGCCACCUGAUCCUGCCGGAGAAGAACCUGCCCCCCACCGAGCUGCUGGACCUGCAGCCGCUGCCGAUAUCCGCCCUCAGGAACUCCGCAUACGAGCAACUGUACAACGAGGCCUUCCCGCAGUUCAACCCAGUGCAGACACAGGUGUUCAACGCCGUGUAUAAUUCUGAUGAGAACGUGUUCGUCGGCGCCCCAUCCGGCUCCGGCAAGUCUGUGAUCGCUGAGCUCGCGUUAUUGCGGCUGCUGUCGAGCAACGCCGCCGGCAGAGCUGUAUACCUGCUGCCUAAGGACGCACUCGCUGAUAUCGUGUUUGCUGAUUGGUAUCACAAGUUCGGUGCCAAAUUCAACCUUAAGGUGGUGCAAUUAACCGGUGAGACGGCGACGGACCACAAACUGUUGAAUAAAGGACAGAUCAUCAUCACCACAGCUGAAAAAUGGGACGUGCUCUCCAGGAGGUAA
Molecule: messenger RNA, 2208 nt
Organism: Diatraea saccharalis (sugarcane borer)
Lineage: Eukaryota; Metazoa; Arthropoda; Insecta; Lepidoptera; Crambidae
Source: the annotation of a GenBank genome assembly